Molecule: messenger RNA, 969 nt
Organism: Papaver somniferum (opium poppy)
Lineage: Eukaryota; Viridiplantae; Streptophyta; Magnoliopsida; Ranunculales; Papaveraceae
Exons: 1
Coding region: 1-969 (322 amino acids)
Source: RefSeq, a predicted model, not a curated record
AUGAGCAAGACGGAAUAUAUCCGACAAGAGUUUGGACUGUUGGAUAUAGAUGGACUUGAGUAUCACCGUUGGAUGGUUGAUGUGAAGAUCGCUUUCGUAGCAAAAGAAUGCACCCACACCAUCACACCCUCUACUGACAAAGAUGCUGUCCCAACAACUGAAAAAGAAAAGGCUGAAGCCCUCCGAUAUUUGAAGGCACAUAUUGACCCUAAUCUCCUUUGGGGAUACCAACACAUAAUGUGUCCUAAAGAACUGUGGGAUGCACUAGCAAGCCGUUCUGGGAGCAUUGAGGAUUGCCUUCUCCCACAGUUGAAUGAACAGUGGAAUGACAUCCGGUUUCUUUAUUAUGUGAAGGUAGGUGAUUUCCAAAGAGAUAUGCUUAAGCUACAAGCACACCUCAAUUUCUGUGGGAUAAUACUUACAGAUAAAGAUAUGAUUCAAAACACAUUGUCUACUUUCCCUUUGUCAUCUGUUAUUCUAGCCAACCAAUACCGCAUAGAAGUUAAUAACAAGAGAUUAACAACUUUCAGCAAGUUGAUCAACUUAUUGCGGGUGGCCAAAAGGCACAAUGAAGUUCUAGCAAACAACAAUGCUAGAGCCCCCGGGAAGAAUAAAACUCCCGAGGCUAACUAUGGCAAGGAUAACAAGGGAAAAUACCCCAAAGAAAAGAGGGUUAAAAAUGUUGAUUCAUAUUCUCAUGCUCUAUACUCACGUGGGGAUAAUAACCCACGUGGAAGAGGACAAAGGGGCCAUCGUGGAAGGGGCCAUGGGCGUGAGGGCCAUGAGCGUGGAUGCCAUGGGCAUGUAGGCCAUGGACGUGGAGGCCAUUCAAAUACCUGGUCUAGAGAUGUUACUUCUGGACCUAGUGGUAGGGGCAAUACUGUUGAAAAAACACAUAAGAACUCCGUGUCUAAGAAGGUCGAGAAUGAGAAUGCACCUUGUUACAGGUGUGGAAUAUCCGGACAUUGA